ACGGUGCGUGUUAGGGUUUAAAACGUUCUCCAGGAGCUGCUCGGAGAGAACAGACUAGAGAGGGUAUGAUGGUAGUGAGAUUAAGUCCUUGUAGGGGUCACACAGUUGGUAAGAGCCAACACUGAGGACUGAAUGCCAAAGUUUAGAUAGCCCGAGGCCUCUUGCCUCCGAGGGUGGGUUGGGCAGAGGUACAGUGGGGACCAGAGCCCACUGAGCCCCACCGUGGCUGCCUGCCUCUACUGACCUCUGCCCGCUGGCUCCCAUGACUGUCGAAGCACUUUGGAACCUGCACAAAAUAGGGUGAGGAUGCCCGACAUCUUCACUGGUCCUGACAUGUCAGUAUAGCGUCCGAGCUUGUGAUGUUUUGGGAUUCUUCACCUGCCAUUCUCUCAGUCUUUAUGUCUAGGACCCUGGAAGAACGUUCAACGCAGCCUGGGGCUUAUAUAGAGGUGGUCCCAACUCUGGUAGUCAGUAAAACGAGGUUGUCAUGGAUACUGGUACCAGUAUGUGCAAAAUGGUGAAGGUGAGGCUGAAUUGGAAGUAUUCAAGGAAGUGUAAGUCUCCUUUCCCAUCUUGUAGGUCUUUUUUCUUUCUGAUGGGAACAGAGAGCAGGGAGGCAGACCUGCAGUGUCUCCAUAGGAAGUUGGGGCUUUUUUUUUUGAAGGUGGUAGAAGCAAAGGGAAGUUUGGAUGAUAAGAUGGAGGUGGUCUUACUUAUCCCUUAACCUGUUCUAUUCAGCUGCAGAGGAAACAAACUGGGAGGGUAGGGAGGAGGCUACCACAAUAGACUAGGUGAGGUGGAUGUAAACUGUGGCCAUGGAGGUGGGAGAAGUUGGUGGAUCGUAGAUUCAUUAUUUUAGGUUGCAUCAGUCAGAUUUUUAAUGUAGAGAGUGAGGAAGAGAAGGGGAGGAGUCAGGGAUGACCCCCUCCCCGCCCUCAAGGUUUUUGUCUUAGCAGCUGGAGGCAUGGGAGUUCCAUUAACUGGCUGAAGAAGUCAGCAGUGGGAGUAAUUUUUAUUGAGGAUGUCAGGGGUUUUGUUUUGGACCCAGUUAAGAGUCUGGCAUGUUUCGGAAAACUGAAUGGAGGCUUCAAAUGGAUAGAAGCAUAUAAAGGUCUCGCUAUUUGAGGAGAUGUACAGCGUUAGACAUAUUCAGGUGGUGGCUACUAUGUGGUCAUAGUGGAGCUUUGGGUCACAUUUAGGAAGAGAAAUUCAGGCCAUAAUCGUUAUGUUAACAGGCAGGAAGAAGAGGAUGGGUACCAAGUCUGGAUCUCUUUCUUGGGCACCUGGGUGGAGGAAGUGGCCUCUCAAACACAAGUGAGGGAAAAAAGUGGCCAUAACAUGGGGAGAGGAGAAAAGGAUAAUCUGGCACGUGGCUGAAGCUUCCAAGGGAAGAAUGGACAUGAGAUGAAUGUAGAAGCCUAGGAGUAGCCGAGGCAAGGUGACCCUGAGGCUGGGGCUGCUGCUCAUUCACCAUUCUUGACUCAGCACAAUUUUAUGGUGACUUUUCAUGGAGCCUGGGGUGUUGCAGUGAGGCUAGUAGAUGAGCUUAGGUGCAAAUAUGGCCAUCUGUGAGUAAGCCUGGUAUUACAGGCUGAAUUGUGUUCCCCUAAAAUUUAUGUGUUGAAGUUCUAAUUUCCAGGACCUCGGAAUAGAAUUGUAUUUGGAGAUGGGGUCUUUAAAGAGGUAAUUAAGUUAAAAUGAGGUUAUCAUAUGGGGUCUAAUCCAGUUGUCUUUAUAAGAACAAGAAAUUUGGACACAGACACAGAAUAUGCAAAAGAAAGUAAUCCUGUCCAUGCUUUGAUCAUGGUACUUUAGUUUCUGGAACUGUCAGAAAAUAAAUUUUUGUUGAAGCUGCCCAGUAUGGUACUUUGUUAUGGUUGCUCUAACCAUUGAUUACAGCUGAGGAGUAGGGCAACUAGGGUUGGGCUUUGAAUAAGGGUAGGUGAAAAGAAAAGAGCUGUGACUGGUGAGGGGACCUCAAGUACAGCACAAAGUGGGAGGAGGACCAGGAGUAUGUAAGAUCCAAGACAGGCAGGCCAGCCUUCACAGUGGAUUUGAGGCUGUCCCAGGAAGUGGAAUCCAACAGAGGUCUGGGGUCAAACUGUCUGUCUGUCUGACUUUGCCAGGUACUCUUGGUACCAUACAAUGAGUAAUGUGGGGGUGUGGUUGGGGGUGCACGGACGCAAGAAAGGUGUGCACAUGGAAAGGGAGCAGGAGCUGAGGGCCCCAGGGCCUUGAUAUUAGGGACUCCAGAGUGAAGGGUGAGACCACAUUUGAUUGUACUUAGGAGGAUUGCCUGGCUUGGGGCUCGUCAGGCCCUGGAGGCCAGGCCCUGAACCUAAAUUGUAUCUCUCUGCCACCUGCCUGUUAUUACUGAGGGCUAGCCCCAGUGAUGAAUGGGACAAUGAAGAGAGAGUAACAUCAGUGGCACCAGGGCCCACUACCACCUCUGAGUUGGGGAGCUUGGGAGGAGGAUGAACAUGGGGUUAGAUGCGUGGGGGGUGGAUUGUAGGUCUUUGGAGAGGGGCUGUUUGUGGUUUCAUAUCUCCCAUUCAUGGCAGGGCAGUGUGACCUUUGAAGACGUGGUUGUAUACUUCUCCUGGGAGGAGUGGGGUCUCCUUGAUGAGACUCAGAGAUGCCUCUACCACGAUGUGAUGCUGGAGAACUUUGCCCUUGUGACCUCACUGGGUUGUUGGUAUGGAAUGGAGGAUGAGGAGGCCCCUUCUAUGCAGAGUGUUUCUGUGGAACAGAUGUCACUGGGCAAGACUCCAAAUUUAGGUCCACCCAUUCAGAAGACUCACCCCUGUGAGAAAUGUGUCCUGGUUGGGGGAGAGAUUUUGUACCUGGCUGAGUACCAAGGAUCACAUCUUGGGCAGAAAUCAUACACCUGUGAGGCAUGUGGAAAACAAUUCUGGUUCAGUCCAAACGUCCACCAGCACCAAAAGCAAACUGAAGAGAAGCCAUUCAGACGGGAGAUGGACAAGGCCUCAUUUAUGACGAGCUGUAAAAUCCACGUGUCAGGGAAGCCCUGUACUUGUGGGGAAGUUGGGAAGGACUUCCUAGCUAUGUUGAGUCUUCUCCAGCAUCAGGCCACUCUCAAAGAGGCAAAGCCACAUGGCAGUCUCAAGUGUGGGGAGGCCUUUCAUAGUGAAAAAGGUCAUUACAAGUAUAGUGAAGAUGGGAAAUCAGUCAGCUACGAAUAUAAACUUUUUCAGCAUCAGCAAAUUCACACUAGAGAAAGUUACAACUGUGACAACCCCUUUAACCAAAGCUCCAUCCUCAGUGAUUGCCAGAGAGUUACAGGAGCAAAGUCUCACCAGUGCAGCGAAUGUGGGAAAUCCUUUAGCCAAAGCUACAGCCUCAUUCAACACUACAGAAUUCACACUGGAGCAAGGCCUUAUAAAUGCAGUGAAUGCGGAAAAGCCUUCAGCUACAAGUUCAGACUUGUUCAGCACCUGCAGAUUCACACUAGAGUGAAGCCUUAUGAAUGUGGUGAAUGUAGGAAAUCCUUUAGCUACAGCUCUACUCUCAUUAAACACCAGAGAGUGCACACUGGAGCCAGGCCUUAUAAGUGUGGCGAGUGUGGGAAUUCAUUUAGCCAAAGCUCCAACCUCAUUCAACACCAGAAAAUUCACAGUGGAGCAAGGCCUUAUAAAUGCAGCGAAUGUGGAAAAGCCUUCAGCUACAAAUGCAAACUUGUUCAGCACCUGCGAAUUCACACUGGAGAGAGGCCUUAUGAAUGUGGUGACUGUGGGAAAUCCUUUAGCCACAGGUCCACUCUAAAUCAACACCGGAGAAUUCACACUGGAGCCAGACCGUAUAAGUGUGAUGAGUGUGAAAAAUCCUUUAGCCAAAAGUCCAACCUCAUUCAGCACUGGAGAGUUCACACGGGAGAAAGGCCUUAUGAGUGUGGGGAAUGUGGGAAAUCCUUUAGCCAAAGCUCCCACAUCAUUCAACACAGAAAACUUCACACCAGAUAACCUCAUGAAUGCAACAGCUGUGGGAAAAUCUUUAGCCAAUGGCCUGUUGUAUUUCAGUGUGAAACUUCACAACCCAGCGACACUUCCUUCUGUGCAGCAAACUUGGGGAAGCCUUCAUCUAAAGAUCUAAACCUCCUUUUGCCACAGCAAGUCUACAUGGGAGAAAGGCCUUUGACCUGCAGGGAACGUGGUAUUUCUUUGUUCAGUGUAACAGAACUAGAGAGUCUUUGUGAGGAGUUGUCUGCCUGAAGUCGAACCUCAUACAUCUGAGCAUCCACAGUGGGGAGAUUCCCUGUAGUUCUAGGUUUGUGGGAAGCUUUUAGGAGCCUUAUUGCAUAUUCUUCCCUGCCGGUUCCCUGCCAGUUUCUGUGGUAGAAACCAUCUCCCCUCUACCACUUGGAGUUCCACACAGUGUGCAUCACUCACCCCAAUGUGCUCAGGGAAGGCAAAUGUCUCUGUUUUCUUUCCCAUUCCCUGGAGAACAUUAUAAGUGUUCUAUGGGGCCUCAUUCUCUCCUCUCUUGACUAAUUAGGUCAUGAUCCUGACCCAGUUUUGGCCAAUAUCAGUCUGGGUAAUGCUGGCGGCUUAUGGGUUAAAAAGAGUCCAGUUCUGGUCCAACUUGCAUUGCUGCAAAAGGCCACCUAGGAAAGACUACAGGGCUUUGUGGUCCUAAUUUAUGUCAUGGAUGCCAGGAUUUUUGUGGGCCCAGAGGUCACCUGGAGAAGGGUAUUUUUGUUAUGACAACCUCUAGUGUUGCCAUGAGAAGUAGAAUUUGGUUCUUUGUUCCCAGGGAUGUCACAUAAUGUCGAGCACUAUUGGGGAAGCUGUCCCCCAGGUACUGCAAAGGAAUUGUGUGCCUUCAUGUCUAAAGUUUGGUUUUUCUGAUGUCGCUGGUUGUAAGACUACAGGGGCCAGGCUGAAACCAGUUUGUCCAGAAACACUGGAUGUGAUUGAUUAAUAUGCACUGGAGGAGACUGCAGAGAGAGGAUGCAACUCUUCUAAAGGUGCAUCCGGAUACAAGAUGUUCCCGUGACUGUGGCUACGUGGGAUGACUGUGUAGUACACUCUAUACCUGUGUCCUUCCUGUAGAUGAGGCCAUUGUCAGAGCAACAAAGCUUUGUUUAUUCUAGCCUCUCAACCGGUCAUCUCAAGGAUAUUGCAUAGACAAGAAAAUGAGAGUAGACAGAAGGGAGAUCCUAUAGCCCAGGGAUGUGGUUUUUGUGACCUAGCAGCUCUUCCUGCUGACCCAGAUAGAAAUGAUCUUUGCCAGUAUCUUCAGCCACUGAUGCAGGGCUCCCCUUCUCGAGGCACGAAGAGAAAGGUUGAGUCAAUGCAGAGUUUCUAAACCUCUGGUUAUGAGAAAAAGUAGGAGAUCUAGACUUAAAUUUGAAUGGUUUUUUAUAAAGCUUUAUUGAGGUGUAACUGAUGUGCUAUAAGCUGCACAUAUUUACACUGUACAGUGUGAUUAGUUUGAUGUAAGUGUACACUCAUGAGGCCAUCCAAAUCAUGAUAAUGGACAUAUCUGCACCUCUCAGAGUUACCUGGGCCCUUUUUUAAUCUCUCCCUCUGCCUUCGUGGCAACUGUUGAUUUACGUUCUUUCACGGAAAAUUUGUAUUUUACAGAAUUUUAUAUGAUUGGAAUCAUAAAAUGCUUUCUUAAGUUUUGAUUUCCCUCCUGCAUAAUUAUUUUGAAAUUCAUAAAUGUCGCUUAUGUGAAUAAUUUGUUAUUGCUGGGUACUAUUUUCCUGUAUGGAUGUAACAUGUUUUGUUUACCCAUUUCUCUGUUAACAGACAAUGGCUUGUUUCCAGUUUGGGGCUAUAAUAAAGUUUCAUAUGUCUGCACAA
This is a messenger RNA of Equus quagga, 5825 nucleotides long. Its product is annotated as zinc finger protein 211-like. Gene Ontology annotation, biological process: regulation of DNA-templated transcription. The transcript is spliced from 2 exons. The record is from RefSeq and is a predicted model, not a curated record. Lineage: Eukaryota; Metazoa; Chordata; Mammalia; Perissodactyla; Equidae. The coding region runs from base 2475 to 3980 and encodes 501 amino acids.